Molecule: messenger RNA, 633 nt
Organism: Sinocyclocheilus anshuiensis
Lineage: Eukaryota; Metazoa; Chordata; Actinopteri; Cypriniformes; Cyprinidae
Product: membrane-spanning 4-domains subfamily A member 4A-like
Exons: 6
Coding region: 1-633 (210 amino acids)
Cellular component (GO): membrane
Source: RefSeq, a predicted model, not a curated record
AUGGAAACCUGUGAGGUUCUCUCAACCGACAAAGCUACAGUUGUCAUCCAAAUAAAUCCACAGGCAAAAGACAGUGCUUUUUAUUUUGAUGGACAGGAGGCCAGAGGAACAAAUCACAAUGCGGCUCUUAAAGGAUUUUUCAAAGCACAGCCAAAAGCACUGGGGACUGUACAGAUAAUGACUGGAGUGAUGGUCUUUUUACUUGGUAUUGUACUCUCCGCAAAUUUCUACAGAUUUCCUACUAUUUCUGUCAUUAGUGGCAUCACCUACUGGGGAUCCUUCAUUUACAUCAGUGCUGGAUCUCUGUCUGUUGCUGCGCAGAAUAAACUUCAUCCGUGUGUGGUGAAAGCCUCUCAUGGAAUGAAUGUGUUCAGUGCCAUAACUUCAGCAAUAGCCAUUCUUCUGACCGGCAAUGAAAUAAGAAUAGGCCCACUGCACCCUCGAAGCUGUUACAAUAUUCAUAACUGUAUAAAUACUGAGAGAUUUGGUUUUGGGAUCAUUGGAAUAUUGCUGGUGUUCUCCAUCCUUCAGUUCAUCAUCUCCAUCUGUAUCUCAGCAUUUGCCUGCAAAGCCACCUGCAACAACAACUACGACUCUACAGUGGUCAGUGUGGAACUAGACCAGAGAUACUGA